AUGUUGACACACAACCUCUUGAAAAAAAAAAAGUACUCUCACGAUAUUCAAACGUGCUUAGAUAUCCCUGUUCCUCUGUCGAUGAAAGAGCUGGUUCGUGCCCCGCCCGUCUGCCUCCCUACCCGCGGAGAUCUCGAAACCAUUGAGAUCCUCGAGGAAUUCGGCAAAGCUCUACUUCGGCCCGAGGACGAAAUUACUCAAGCGCAGAACUUGUCGGCCGGCUUUUCGGACAUAGUGCUUCUCUUGGAACGUACACUCCACAGAACGAACCACAAAUUCGACGACACUUUCGAAGACUUUGUCGGAAAUUGCAAGACACUGUGGGCAGUCGACGAACUCAUUCGCGUCGCUACCAAAGGUGCCCGAAGCAUACAUACUGUCACCGUACUGGACGCAUUCUCUUUUCAACCUCAUCAAUAUGCAACGGAGCAAGAUGAACAAUGUCACAAAGUCCUCGCACAAAUCCUUAGGGCGAAGUAA
This is a messenger RNA of Penicillium diatomitis, 480 nucleotides long. RefSeq lists its product as uncharacterized. Lineage: Eukaryota; Fungi; Ascomycota; Eurotiomycetes; Eurotiales; Aspergillaceae. The transcript has a single exon. Bases 1 to 480 code for a protein of 159 amino acids. The record is from RefSeq and is a predicted model, not a curated record.